Molecule: messenger RNA, 983 nt
Organism: Solanum lycopersicum (tomato)
Lineage: Eukaryota; Viridiplantae; Streptophyta; Magnoliopsida; Solanales; Solanaceae
Source: RefSeq, a predicted model, not a curated record
AUUUUUUUUAUUAUAUAAAAGAAAUUAUAUAUUUGAAACAACCCGUUUCUAUUCAAACUUUUAACAAUUGAAAAAUAAACCGGCGGCAUAAAAGUCUCGUUUCUUCUACCACGCCGGUGAUUUUCCCCCAAAUUCUCCGGCUUAAAGAUGGAAAGCAGUAUAAAGGAUGAACUAUACUCUGACAUUUUCGAUAUGUCAAAUCUUCAAUCAAGUCUUAGGCCGACUACCAAUUUGGGAAACGAUGAUCCACAUGAGAGCGAGUGGUGCGACGUGUGGAGUGAUAAUGGAGAUUCGUGCGAUGAUUCUACUGAUAAACCGGAUAAAACAUCUGAAAUGGACAGGGAAUGGCAGAGGCGGCAUGACCGAUUCCACACUGUCGGAUACCGUGAGGGUCUUAUGGCAGGGAAAGAAGCUUCAGUUCAAGAGGGGUUUAAUGUUGGCUUUACGGACUCUGUAUAUGUUGGUUACAACUGGGGUCUUGUCAGAGGUAUAACUAGCGCUUUGGCCUCACUUCCCAACGGCUUAAUAGAAAGAAUGGUUGAUACAAAGGAAAUCCAGAAUAAGUUCCAGCAGUUACAUGACUCUGUGCAAUCUCGUUCAACAGUGGAAAUGCUUAAGGUGUUUUAUGAUGAUCUUACAAGGAAAUCGGAAGAGAGUGCUAAAAAUGACAACUCUAGCACCUGCUUGGCGGAUUCCAGAGACCUCAGCUCCAAUGACAGUCUUCUUGAGAAUUACCAGAAAGAGCUACAAUCACUUAUUAAUGAAUCAGGGCUUAAAUUGCACUUAGAUACAAAAGAGUAGCUUUUUGUUUUCUUGCUUUACUCGUUGAAGUCACUUCUAGUUUUCAUCACAAUCCAAGAAAAAAAAACAAUUACACUUGAAUGCAUAGUUUUUAAAUAAUAUGUUUCUAUUUUCCAACAUUUUAUGAGUGGUUUUAAUUAAACAUGUAUUGUACUCUGAAGAGAAAUUACUUUUUGUGCCUU